AUGAGCCAUUACCACAACUGGAUCAACCCCAAGAUGAUUCUGAGCCGGACGAGCAACUUCGGCGUCGCGACGUACGACGCGGUUGUGAAGAUGAGGGAGGAUGGCAUCAUCAGCGGGGAGGAGAACGGCAAGGCGCUUUUGGAGCUUCCCCCCGAUGUGCUUGAGCUUGAACAGCCGUUGGGUCAGUCGCUUGCGUUGCCGGCUGUUGCUGAGGAAUAUGCUCUUACCGAGAAUGUAGAAGUCGGGUUCUAA
Molecule: messenger RNA, 252 nt
Organism: Ascochyta rabiei
Lineage: Eukaryota; Fungi; Ascomycota; Dothideomycetes; Pleosporales; Didymellaceae
Exons: 1
Coding region: 1-252 (83 amino acids)
Source: RefSeq, a predicted model, not a curated record